AUGGACCUCGCGUACUCCCAGCAGCAGCAAGCACGCCGCAAGAACCGGUCGGCCGCGAACCUGCAACACCUCUCGCUCGCACCGCUCACGUCGCGUCUUCCACUCCGUGACGACUACGACGGCACCGACAUCAUCGACAGCCAUUCCUACUUCUCAAAUGCCCACACCGGCAGCAACAGCGCUGCCCUUGCGCGGAUACCUUCUUACAUCCAGGGUCGCUCGGCCCCGGCCACGCCGCGGCUGCUCUCCAAGUCGCCGACCGCGUCUCGCUCGCACUCCCACGAGGGCCGCCAUCGCGCGCACGUGGCGGGCGGUGGCUCCCGCACCCCGGGCGGCACGGGACACAGCAGCAAGGCCCAUGCCGGUGCGCUGGCAAAGAGCCUGUCGACAACACAGCUGCACAUUGACGGGAAUCACCAGCAUCUCCGCUCGAAUGGCACCGGUGGUGGCGCACGGCAGCACCGCCGCCGCAAGACGGACCACGGCCACCACGAGGGCGGCGGCGACGACUGGCUGUUCCGCGCCGCCGUUCUCGUUGCGAGCGAGGCCCGCGAGUCCAAGGGCCAGAGCUGGCUAACAGCACGUGCUAGCUCCACGAGCCUGUCGGGCUUGCGCAGCGCCGAAGAGGCCGAAGACGUUGCCGCGUUUGAGCGCGAGCUGGCGCGCGAGCGCGAGUAUCUCGACCGCAUUGCGGGCAGCAGCCGCCGUGGAAGCCGUCGCGGCAGCCUUGACCGCGACGUCACGUCCCCGAUUGCCUCGGCUCAUGGUCCCGCGAGCCGGUCGGGCAGCCGGUUCGGAAGCCGCGCGGGUAGCCACCUGGGCAGUCGCCCUGCGAGCCGCACGCACAGCCGCGCUGGGAGCCGCGUGCAGCUGCUCACGCCCUUGGACACCCGCCGUCAUUCGCUGGACCACAGCGGCAUGCCGGCCACGGGCGAGGCCGGGUACUUUGACUAUGCGGAGGUUGCCGAAGACGACGGCGUGAAUCAUAAUCAUCUAGCGACGCCCGCAGGGCCGGACUUUGUCAACCUCGACGAGGCGCUGGAAGCCAUUGAGCUCCACCAGCGGGACAUGAGUCUCGAGGACGAGGACCACAUCCGGCGACUCGUCAAGCGCGAGAAGGCUGGCGGCGUCAUGGGUUCGUGGCUGGGCAACGUGUUUGGCUGGUCGCUUUUCUCUGUCCAAGAGACAGAAGGCGAGGUGGACGAUGACGACGACGACGACGACGACGAAGAUGAGGAGGAUGGAGACGAGGACGAAGAGGAGGAGGAUGACGAUACGGAGGCUGGCGGCACCGAGAGAAGCAGCGACGACAUACUUGAGCAAGGCUCUGUCGGGCAGGAUGGCAAAGCAGUGGCCAACGGCCGGCGGCGGCGGUCUCGGAAGCGUCGUGGCUGGAACCGGCAGGGACCGACCGUGGCUGCCAACCGACGCCGGUUCGAGGGCGAUGAAAGCCAUGCCACCGAGGAUCCUGUGCCGCCACCGCCCGGUUCCAACGAAGGCACAUGGCAGGACGCUGCCUGGCUGCUCAGUGUGGCAUCCAAGGUAAUUCUGUAG
Messenger RNA from Sporothrix brasiliensis 5110, 1554 nucleotides. RefSeq lists its product as uncharacterized. Lineage: Eukaryota; Fungi; Ascomycota; Sordariomycetes; Ophiostomatales; Ophiostomataceae. The transcript has a single exon. The record is from RefSeq and is a predicted model, not a curated record. Bases 1 to 1554 code for a protein of 517 amino acids.